UUUCAAACACUCUACAUGCCAGCGGUGGCCCUCUUGCGGUCAAGAGAGGCAUCCAGGUCGACCACAUCAGUCAAUGCGGAGGAUUUACCUCUGUACUUACCCUCCGACAUCAUCAAUACUGACGCCGUCGCACGAAGUGCUAACCUUGAAGGUAUUGAGCUACGGCUGCGGUAUGCGCAAGCCAAUGACGCACUCGAACAAAUGCGGAGGCAUCUCCGCGCUAGAAGCAAACUUUACAACGUCAAGGACCGCGACGUACGCGGCCAGCGGUACAACACCCGCUCUCGAACGUACAUCAACACUGUACAGGAUAAGAUCGACGCUGAUGCUGCCCGAUAUCGUGCUGCGCAUAAGGCGCUCCUCGUUCUUGAUCCCAAGGACAGUCUCGCGUGGAUGAAGGUUCUGCGAUACCUCGGACCUGAUGAUGUCCGCGGGAUGAAGGAGCGCCUUGAGAAGGAGUCGGAGGGGAAGCGGGUUCUGCCUUGGAUAUGGCGGACGACUGGUUUCCGCGGGGGAGAUGAUGAGGACGAGGACGAUCUCGAGGCUGUCCGGAUAGAGUGGUGUCAAGCUCGCGCACGAGCCCAUCGAUUCAAUGAAGAAUGCGACCUUCUAGAGGAGGAGAUGCGGCGAGUUGUCGAUUUUUGGAACUGGCAAGCGUGGUGGUGGUUGCAUAAGGCAGACGAGGCCGUUUGGGAUGCGAGUUCAUCCCCUGUCGGAUGCUCUCCACAACAUGCAGAAGGCCGGACUGCUUAUGCCCGACGUCAGGCUGACAUUAGGUUGGCCAUGAUGGCGAAAGUUGCCAAAAACUGGCAGUGUGUACCUGAG
Messenger RNA from Rhodofomes roseus, 825 nucleotides. RefSeq lists its product as uncharacterized. The record is from RefSeq and is a predicted model, not a curated record. The annotation marks the transcript as partial. The transcript is spliced from 2 exons. NCBI's taxonomy places the organism in Eukaryota, Fungi, Basidiomycota, Agaricomycetes, Polyporales, Fomitopsidaceae.